UGGGCCCCGCCCCCUGCCCGUAGCCUUCCCACAGGCUUGGCUCUAACCUCGACCUUGCCUUCUGGACCCAUUUCUGCCUGCAGCCCCCGCGCUGAGCCCACCCCAAGGUCCUCCGCAGCCAAGCAGAUGGAAACCAGAAUUUUUCUGCCUCAAGCAGGUCUUACAAGGCAGAAACCCUAGUCCAGAAACCCCGCCUGGCCCGAGGCGGAGAGCGUAAAUGACGUCAGCGGUGCGCCGUUCCUUUUGUGACGCUGGCUGUGAGCGCCUGAGAGUCUUUUUGCCUUUCAGAGUUAAGGCCUCACUGGCCUGGGUGAGUUCUGAGGAGAUGAACUGGUUUUGGGGUGAAGGACGGGUUUGGCCCGGACGUUAGAGAGGCCUGGCCCGCUCCGCUCGUGUCUGCUGGGCCCGCUAGCGUCCGCUCGGACCGUCGCUCCUCGGGAGGAGUCGGGUUUAUAGUUACGGUGUCCGCAGGGUGUUUUCAUCUGUGCGCCCCUCUCCAAAGGCCUCCAAAGCAGCGUUUGUGAAUUUUUUUCCAGCAGGAAAAUAAUUGCUGCCUUUUGCAUCCGCGUUGGCUCCGUCCCCAGGAUCUUCCCGGUUCAGGGACCUGGCGAUUUCUGAGUGUUCCGGAAUCCCAAUAACCCUGUUUAAAGAGGAAUGGAGAGUGCCACUGUCCAUUUAGAUUAAUGAGGUGUCCUGAAGUGAUGGUGACAUCAAUGAAAGGAGGGUUCUGACACGUUCUCACCUCGCAGGAUGGCAGCUGUUGAUUUGUCCCAUGGAUUCAGUGACCUUUGACGAUGUGGCUGUGGACUUCACCCAGGAGGAGUGGACUUUACUGGACUCAACUCAGAGAAGCCUCUACAGUGACGUGAUGCUGGAGAACUACAAGAACCUGGCCACAGUAGGAGGUCAGAUCAUCAAACCCAGUCUAAUCUCUUGGUUGGAACAAGAAGAGUCAAGGACAGUUCAGGGAGGAGUUCUCCGAGGAUGGGAAAUGCGACUUGAAACCCAGUGGUCUACACUUCAGCAGGACCUUUUGAGGGGUCAGACAUCCAUCGGGAUACAAUUGGAAGGAAAACACAAUGGAGAGGAACUCUGUGACUGUGAGCAAUGUGGAGAAGUCUUCAGUGAACACUCAUGCCUUAAGACGCACAUGAGAACUCAAAGUACAGGGAACACUCAUGACUGUAAUCAGUAUGGAAAAGAUUUCCUUACCCUGCGUGAGAAAACCUCUACUGGUGAGAAACUUUCUGAGUUUAAUCAGAGUGAAAAAAUCUUCAGCCUGACACCAAAUAUUGUAUACCAGAGAACUAGCACACAAGAAAAGUCAUUUGAAUGUAGUCACUGUGGAAAAUCCUUCAUUAAUGAGUCAUACCUUCAGGCACAUAUGAGAACUCACAAUGGAGAAAAACUCUACGAAUGGAGGAAUUAUGGGCCAGGUUUUAUUGACUCUACAAGCCUUUCUGUGCUUAUAGAAACCCUCAAUGCAAAAAAGCCCUACAAAUGUAAGGAAUGUGGAAAAGGCUAUAGAUACCCAGCCUACCUCAGUAUUCACAUGCGAACCCACACUGGGGAGAAACCAUAUGAAUGUAAGGAAUGUGGGAAAGCCUUCAAUUAUUCCAACUCAUUUCAGAUACAUGGAAGAACUCACACUGGAGAGAAACCCUAUGUAUGUAAGGAAUGUGGGAAAGCCUUCACUCAGUACUCAGGCCUUAGUAUGCAUGUGCGAUCUCACAGUGGAGACAAGCCCUAUGAAUGUAAGGAAUGUGGGAAAUCCUUCCUUACAUCCUCACGCCUUAUUCAACAUAUAAGAACUCACACUGGAGAGAAGCCUUUUGUAUGUGUUGAAUGUGGGAAAGCCUUUGCAGUUUCCUCAAAUCUUAGUGGACAUUUGAGAACUCACACUGAAGAGAAGGCCUGUGAGUGUAAGAUAUGUGGGAAAGUAUUUGGGUAUCCCUCAUGUCUUAAUAAUCACAUGCGAACGCACAGUGCCCAGAAACCAUACACCUGUAAGGAAUGUGGGAAGGCUUUUAACUAUUCCACCCACCUUAAAAUUCACAUGCGAAUCCACACUGGAGAAAAACCCUAUGAGUGUAAACAAUGUGGAAAGGCCUUCAGUCAUUCCAGUUCAUUUCAAAUACAUGAAAGGACUCACACUGGAGAGAAACCCUAUGAAUGUAAGGAGUGUGGGAAAGCCUUCACGUGUUCCAGUUCCUUUAGAAUUCAUGAAAAAACUCACACAGAAGAGAAACCCUAUAAAUGUCAGCAGUGCGGGAAAGCUUACAGUCAUCCUCGUUCACUUCGAAGACAUGAACAAAUUCACUAGUGAGAAACUGUCCAUGUAAUAAAUGUGGGAAAGCUCUCAUUUGUUCCAGUUCACUUCAAAGACAUGAAUGAACUCACUCUGGAGAGAAGAAGCUGCAUGAAAAUUACUUAAUUCCUGUAAUCCCAGCAUUUUGAGAGGCUGAGGUGGGUGGAUCACUUGAGGUCAGGAGUUUGAGACCACCCUGGCCAACAUGGUGAAACCUUGUCUCUACUAAAAAUACAAAAAAUUUAGCCAGGUGUGGUGGUGGGCACCUGUAAUCCCAGCUACUUGGGAGGCUGAGGCAAGUGAAUCACUUGAACCCAGGAAGCAGAGGUUGCAGUGAGCAGAGAUGAUGCCACUGCACUCCAGCCUGGGCGAUGGAGUGAGACUCCAUCCCAAAAAAAAAAAAAGAAAAUUAUUUGAUUAAAUUGAGUCUGUUAGAGUACAUCCCUAAUCCGAUAUGAUUGGUGUCCCUAUAAGAAGAGAAAGACACAACUGGAACAACAAAUAGAAGAUGAUGUGAAGUCAUCAGAUGAUGGCCAUCUGCAAGCCAAAGACAGAGCACUGGGACAGAUCCUUCUAUCGAAGCCACCAACCCUGCUGGCACCUUCAUCUUGGGCUUCCAGAACUUUGAACAAAUAAACUUCUCUUGUUUGAGCCAACCAGUCUGUGGUAUUUUGUUGUGGUGGCUCUAGCAAGUGAAUACAGUAAGCAAUAAGCAAAAACGUUUAUAGAUUGUCCAAAAGCCUUAAUAUUCACAUGCAAAGCCACACUGGAGAGAAACUAUAUGAAUGUAAGACGUGGGAAAGCCUUCAUUGAGUCUUCAGUCCUUUCUACAUACAGGAGAAAUUACGUAGGAGAGAAAUUGUAUGAAUGUAAGGAGCAUGAAAAAGUCUGUGAAUGUUCACUAUAUUUUAAUAUUCACAUGCAAGUUGUGUGGUCAUAGACCAUGUGAAAAUAGAGGAGAAAAAAGGAAAGAAAGUUUCUUUUACUGUGAAUGCAAGGAAUGUGACCCCAUACACCAUAUUGGAACUUGGAGUGGACUGAAAUCCCAUUAGGAUUGUGGAAAAGCUUACAUUAGUGUUUUCUACCUUCUAGAAGGUGUAAGAAGUCGAACUGGAGAGAAGCCUUCUACCUGUAAUGCAUGUAGGAAGCCUUACAUUAAUUCCACAGAAUUUUUUUUACACAUGUAAAAUUACCUCAGAACCCUGGGAAGGUAAGGAAUAUGGUAUAACCUUUACAUAUUUCACAUGCCAUAAUAAGUACAUGAAUUCUGAUAAUACUGUACUGUUUCUUGAGUAGUGUUAGUACCUUAUACUAUCAAAAUAAUCCUAAAUCCUCCCUCUCAGACCUUCCAUCAUUACUAUAUUUCACUUUUAUGCCUAUACACACACACAAAUUAGCAUAUGUAAUCUAAUACAUUGUAGCUAUUUUUCAGAAGUUAUCAGAUCAAAAGAAUUAGAAAAAUAAACAUUUUUAUUUUACCUUCACUUCUUCCUUCUAUGGUCAAAGUUGGAUGUAAUUCUUAUACUUGAUCCUCAAUACUUAAAGCAUUUCCCCUCCUCUGGCUUCUAUGAAAAUUUUUUGUUAUCUUUGAUAUUCUGUUAUUUUUGAGUGAUAUGCCUAGGUAUAGGUUUUUGGUGCUCGUCCUGCUUGGUGUUUGCUUAGCCUCCUGGAUUUGCGUUUUGGUGUCUGAGUUAAUUUUGAGAAAUUCUGUCAUUGUUUCAAAUAUUUCUUUCCCUUUUUUUUCUUUCCAUCUGGUAUUUCCUUUAUAUGUAGGAUACAUCUUUUGUAGUUAUCCCACAGUUCUUAUAUCUUGUUUUUUUAUUCUUCUCUUUGCUUUUCAGGUGUGGAUGUUUCUGCUGAUAUAUUCUCAAGCUCUUUAGUUGGCUGUUUCUUGGCCAAUAAUAAGCCUACCAAAGACAUUCUUCAUUUCUGUUACACUGUCUUCAAUCUCUAGCAUUUCUUUGUGGUUCUUAGAAUUUCCAUCUCUGUGUUUACACUGCCUGUCUGUUCUUGGAUGCUGUCUGCUUUAUCCAGUAGAACCCAUGGCAUAUCAAUCAUAAUUGUUUUAAAUUCCCAGUCUGAUAAUUUCAGCAAUCCUGCUAUAUCUGGUUCUGGUUCUUACUCUUUCUCUUUAAACUAACUUUUGACUUUUAGUAUGCUUGUAAUUUUUCCUUAGCUGGACAUGGCAUACUGGAUAAGAGGAAAUGCUGUAAGCAGGCCUCUAGUAAUGGUGGUAAGCUGUGGGGAGAGGGGCAGCAUUCUAUUGUCCAGGGAUUAGACGUCAGUCUUCCAGUGAGUCUGUGCUUCUGCACUGUGAACUUCAGUUUUUCCCACCCUUUAGUUGGGUCAGGAUGUAUAGAGUUGGCUGGAGUUGGAUAUUUCCCUUCCUCCAGGUCACUGAAGCUCUGACUAAAACUCCAGGUGUGGUGGCUUAUGCCUGUAAUCCCAGCACUUUGGGAGGCCAAGGCAGGGGGAUCACCUGAGGUUGGGAGUUCAUGACCAGCUUGAAUUGCUUGAAUCCAGGAGGUGGAGGUCACAGUGAGCCGAGAUUGUGAUACUGCACUCCAGCCUGGGAAACAGUAAGACACUGUCUCAAAAUAAAAUAAAAGGCUAGGCGCAGUGGCUCACCCCUGUAAUCCCAGCACUUUGGGAGGCAGAGGUGGGUGGAUCACGAGGUCAGGAGAUCGAGACCAUCCUGGCCAACAUGGUGAAACCCCAUCUCUACUAAAAAUACAAAAAAAUUAGCUGGGUGUGGUGGUGGGCACCUGUAGUCCCAGCUACUUGGGAAGCUGAGGCAGGAGAAUGGUGUGAACCCAGGAGGUGGAGCUUGCAGUGAGCCGAGAUCACGCCACUGCACUCCAGCCUGGGUGACAGAGUGAGACUCUGUCUCAAAACAACAACAACAACAACAAAAACCCAUCAUCAAUGCUCAGCCUUUCUUAAACAUGAACUCAUGGUGGACAGAGCCCUAUGAAUGUAAGGAAUAUAGAGAAGCCAUCACUAGUUACUCAAACCUUAUUGAAUGUGUGAAAAUUUACUCUGGAGAGAUGCCCUUUCAGCAUAAGAAAUGUUGAAAAGGAUUUAUAUAAUCCUUCCUUUUUAAUAUCCACAUGCAAACUCACUGAAGAAAAACCCUGAAAAUGUAAAGCAAUGUUGAAAAACCUAGUUAUUUAAAUUCAUUUCAAGUAUAUGAACUCACAUUGUAAAGAAACCCUGUGAAUAUAAGUAGUGUGAUAAAUUCUUGAAUUUUUUUUUUUUUUUUUUGAGGCAGAGUUUUGCUCUUGUUGCCCAGGCUGGAGUGCAAUGGCUCAAUCUUGGCUCACUACAACCUCUAUCACCCAGGUUCAAGUGAUUCUUCUGCCUCAGCCUCCCAAGUAGCUGGGAUUACAGGCAUGUACCACCAUACCCAGCUAAUUUUGUAUUUUUAGUGAAGGCAGGGAUUCUCCAUGUUGGUCAGGCUGGUCUCGAACUCCUGACCUCCAGUGAUCUGCCUUGUUUGACCUCCCAAAGUGCUGAGAUUACAGGCAUGAGCCAUCACGCCCAGCCAGUUCUUCAAUUCUUACAGUCCCUUUCCAUGUCAUUAAAGAACUCACACUGGAGAGAAACCUUAUCAAUGUUAGAAUUGUGGUAAAGCUCCCUGUUGUUCCCAUUUACAUGAAAGAUGUGAACAAAGUCACAUUGUAGAAAAAUGCUGUGAAAGUUGGGAAUCUGGAACCACUUCUUUAUUAUCUCAGGUCAUAAUGAACUUGUAAGAAUUCACAGUGGCAGGAAACCCUAUGUAAAUGGAAAAUAUGGGAAAGGCUUCAUUUAAUCCAUAGGACUGAUACCACAAAACUACCACUAGGAGAAAACCUAUGUUUAUACGGAAUGUGGGAAAAUCUUCACUUAUUCCUCAAGCCUUAAGGUAUAUGUCAGGAUUCCCAGUGGAGAGAAGCGAUAUUGAUGUAAGGAAUGUGGGAAAGCCCUUGCCUGCCACUUAGUCCUUGAUAAACAUUUUAGAACACAAACUGGAGAGAAACUAUGAAUUCAAGGAUUGUGGGAAAACCCUUUUAUGUUCCACAAGCUUUAAUAUUCAUAUACAAUGUAUGCUGGAGAAUAACUUGAUGACUAUAAUAAGUGGAAUGGCCUAGAUCAGGGAUCCCCAAACCCCUGGGCCAUGGACUGGUACUGGUCUGUGGCCUGUUAGGAUCCAGGGUGCACAGCAGGAGGUGAAUGUAGGAUGAGCAGACAUUACUGCCUGAGCUCAACUUUCUGUCAGAUCAGCAGUGGCAUUAGAUUCUCAUAGGAGCAUGAACUUUAUUGUGAACUGCACAUGCAAGGGAUCUAGGUUGCACACUCCUUAUGAGAAUCUAAUGCCUGAUGACCUGAACUAGAACAGUUUAAUCCCCAACUCCAGUCCGUGGGGAAAAUGUCUUCCACGAAACUGGUCCCUGGUGCCAAAAAGUUAGGGGACCACUGAUCUAGAUUAUGUCACAUGUCCCAUCCACCCAUUAACAUUAAGGCUUUCAUCCCUGGGACCUCAAGAUAAUGGUGGUAUUUGGAGAUGUGGUUUUUUAAAGAGGUGAUUUUAAAAUGAGGCAGUUAGAAUGGGGCCCUCAUUCAAUAUGACUGGUUUCCUUAUAAGAAGUGAAAGAGAUACCAGGGUAGCAGGAACAGAAUUUUAUGUGAAGUGACCGGAAAUGGUUACCUUCAAGGCAAAGAGAGAUUCCUGGAGGAGAUCCUUCUUUUAAGGCUCAUUAUAGAGGAAAUCAUCCUUAUCUACAUUUUGAUCCUGGACUUCCAGCCUCAAAAAUUAUGAGCAAAUAAAUUUCUGUUGUUUAAGCCA
Gorilla gorilla gorilla (western lowland gorilla) is the source of this 7133-nucleotide messenger RNA. It is a transcript of the gene ZNF426, whose product is annotated as zinc finger protein 426. Gene Ontology annotation, biological process: regulation of transcription by RNA polymerase II. The transcript is spliced from 6 exons. Lineage: Eukaryota; Metazoa; Chordata; Mammalia; Primates; Hominidae. Bases 773 to 2323 code for a protein of 516 amino acids. The record is from RefSeq and is a predicted model, not a curated record. Gene Ontology annotation, molecular function: RNA polymerase II cis-regulatory region sequence-specific DNA binding; DNA-binding transcription factor activity, RNA polymerase II-specific.